CAGACAAACAAGUCGACUAGUCAGUCGUUAAUUCUUUUAUUAGCUUGAACACAUACUUACUAAAAAUGAUUUUUUUAGCAUUCGUGCUUAUCGGUAUUGUGUUACUGUAUUUAUAUAAUGUGAGAACUUUCAAUUAUUGGACGAAAAGAGGAGUGAAACACGUCACGCCUAUGGUUUUUGUUGGAUCGACAUUAGAUGUAUAUUUACAGAAAAAAAGUGUUACGCAAUUAUGCGCAGAGAUAUACGUCAAUCAUCCCAAGGAAAAGAUAGUAGGAAUGUUUUGGUCAACGAAGCCAGUACUAGUCAUAAGGGACCCCAAUAUUAUUAAAAGCAUUUUGAUAGCCGAUUUCUACCAUUUUUACAAACGUGGUGUUAUGCCCGGGAAUACUUUAGAACCAUUACUUCGCAAUCUAUUCUUUGCUGAAGGUGACUUGUGGCGUUUGCUGAGACAAAGGUUAACUCCAGCGUUUACCAGUGGCAAAUUGAAAGCUAUGUUUCCACUAAUAACAGAAAGAGCUGAAAAUUUGCGAACUCGAACUUUGAAUGCCGCUCUCGAAGGGCGCGCACUAGACGCUCGUGACCUCAUGGCAAGAUACACUACAGAUUUCAUAGGAGCAUGCGGAUUCGGGCUCGAUGCCAACUCUUUAAAUGAUGAAGACUCUGCAUUUAGAAAACUUGGUGCUGAUAUCUUCCACUUUGGUUUGAGAGAAAAUCUGAAACUGUUAAUAAAAGAUAUGUUCCCUAAUUUCACAGACAAUAUAAAAUUUUUUGAUCGUCUUGAAGACAAAAUAAUUGAUCUUGUUAUUGAUAUUCAAAAGCAGAGAAAUUAUCAACCUUCAAAACGAAAUGAUUUUAUUGAUUUAAUGUUGGAGUGUAAGAAAAAAGGAAAAAUUGUUGGAGAUUCUAUUGAAAAUUUCAAUAAAAAUGGAUCACCAAAAGGAGCUGAAGUAGAUUUAGAUGAUGUAAUAAUGGCGGCACAAGUAUUUGUAUUCUUCGCUGCCGGAUUUGAAACCUCUUCGUCAGCUACUAGUUAUACAUUACAUCAGCUCGCAUAUUAUCCGGAGGUACAAAAAAAAGUGCAAAAAGAAAUUGAUACUGUAUUGACUAAAUAUGAUGAUAAAUUAAGUUACGAUGCUAUUAAAGAGAUGACAUAUUUGGAAUGGACAUUCAAAGAGGCUUUAAGGUUAUUUCCGUCUCUAGGCUUUUUAAUCAGAACUUGUGUGAAACCAUACACUAUUCCUGAAGUAAAUGUACCAAUAGACAAAGAAGUAAGAGUUAUUAUUCCGGUGCAAGCUCUUCAUACUGACCCUCAGUAUUGGAACAAACCAGACGAGUUCCGGCCUGAAAGAUUCCACCCAGAUGAAUUCAAUGAUGUAGCAAAAUCUAUCUACAUGCCUUUUGGUGAAGGGCCGCGUUCGUGCAUUGGCGAGCGUCUUGGUCUGAUGCAGUCCCUGGCCGGCCUCGCUGCGGUGCUGUCUCGCUUCACUGUGGAACCUGCGCCGGAGACCAAGAGAUACCCUUCAGUGGAGACCAGAGCUGAUAUCGUGCAAGCCAUUGAUGGAGGACUUCCACUUAUGUUCCGGCAAAGAAAGAAACAAUAAAUUAUAUUUUACAUGA
This is a messenger RNA of Plodia interpunctella (Indianmeal moth), 1617 nucleotides long. RefSeq names its product cytochrome P450 6B6-like. Lineage: Eukaryota; Metazoa; Arthropoda; Insecta; Lepidoptera; Pyralidae. Gene Ontology annotation, molecular function: oxidoreductase activity, acting on paired donors, with incorporation or reduction of molecular oxygen; iron ion binding; heme binding. The record is from RefSeq and is a predicted model, not a curated record. The transcript has 2 exons. The coding region runs from base 66 to 1601 and encodes 511 amino acids.